AUGGCAGAGUGCAAUAAGCUUUCCGAGGUUACUUAUAACCCCGAGAUCAGGUCUUGGCGUUUCAGAAUGCAACUACACAGGAUCUACCCUUACGCGAUUACCAACCAUGGGCCUUACUAUAACUAUAUCCUCACAUAUGAAGAUGGAUACAAGAUGGAGAUGACCACUGAUGGGGAUUAUCCAAAUUUUAGAGGCCUUGAGAAGGAAGAGGGAAGAUGGGUGGAAAUCUUUGUGGUAGAAGUUGAACAGACCUACCCAUGUUUCCAGCCUACUAGCUCUCCGUUCAGACUAAAUGCUUCGCGCUGUACAACUUUGUAUAACUCUGUAGAUAUAAAAUGUGUGGUGACCGGCGAUCAGGCCUAUGCCUUCCGGGAUGGUCAUGAUUACAUGAGUGGUGGGGGUCGUAGACAAGUGAUUGUGGCCCUUAAGAUGUGGAGAGUCUGGAAAUUUAUGUGUUAUUUUGGUCCUCCUGAAAUAUGGUUUGAGACCGAAGAUGGAUUUGUGGACUUCAGGUUCAAUCCGCGUUUGCCCAAGGUUGAGGAAUUCAUGCAGUCUCUACUAAACAGCGACCCUUAUGUUCAGAAAUAUGGGGUUGAAGGUCUCGUGUAA
Molecule: messenger RNA, 609 nt
Organism: Eruca vesicaria subsp. sativa (arugula)
Lineage: Eukaryota; Viridiplantae; Streptophyta; Magnoliopsida; Brassicales; Brassicaceae
Source: the annotation of a GenBank genome assembly